Molecule: messenger RNA, 468 nt
Organism: Stereum hirsutum FP-91666 SS1
Lineage: Eukaryota; Fungi; Basidiomycota; Agaricomycetes; Russulales; Stereaceae
Product: ankyrin
Exons: 4
Coding region: 1-468 (155 amino acids)
Molecular function (GO): protein binding
Source: RefSeq, a predicted model, not a curated record
AUGGCGUUGGACAGCACGUCUCACCUCCCAAAAGAAACGCUAGAUUUCGCACAUCGGAUGUUUGAUGCGGCGAGGACGGGAAAUUCAGAGUUGUUGCUCGCAGCUGUGGAUGCUGGGCUUCCGGUGGAUAUGAUGAACGACGACGGCAACACCCUCCUCAUGCUCGCCGCCUACUCCGGACAUCACACCCUCGUCCAAUCUCUACUCACCCGCAAAGCGAACCCAAACAAACUGAACGACCGCGGUCAAUCCCCCCUCGCCGGCGCGGUCUUCAAGGGCGAAGACGAGGUCGUGAAAGUGUUGGUCGAGGGGGGUGCGGAUCCGAGGUUGGGGACGCCGAAUGCGAUUGAGAGUGCGAGGAUGUUUGGGAAGGAGGGGAUGUUGAGGUUGUUUGGGGCGGGGGAGGGAGAGGGCGCGGGUGCGCUGUUGCCGGAUGGGACCUCCGUCAGCAUACGCAGGGGUCCUUGA